This is a messenger RNA of Piliocolobus tephrosceles (Ugandan red Colobus), 950 nucleotides long. RefSeq names its product filamin-A-like. The record is from RefSeq and is a predicted model, not a curated record. NCBI's taxonomy places the organism in Eukaryota, Metazoa, Chordata, Mammalia, Primates, Cercopithecidae. The coding region runs from base 16 to 927 and encodes 303 amino acids. Gene Ontology annotation, molecular function: actin filament binding. The transcript has 5 exons. Gene Ontology annotation, biological process: actin cytoskeleton organization.
UUGCCUUUGGUGAUCAUGAACAGUGCCGUUAACAGUGGGUCCAGGUGUUUGCAUGGACGUUUGCUUUCAUUUCUCUUGGGUAGUUGCCUCGGAGUGACCUGGAGCAUCACCCAGUCCCUCUGUGGUCAACUGAGGAACUGCCAGACUCUUCCCAAGGCAGCUGGACCAUUCUGUGUGCCUGCCAGUGUAGCCGAGGGAGCCUCUGAGUCUCCUCCAGGCUGCUCAUGCCCUUACCCUUGCCCCUGUGCCCUACAGGUGAAUGUGGGAGCUGGCAGCCACCCCAACAAGGUCAAAGUAUAUGGCCCCGGAGUGGCCAAGACAGGGCUCAAGGCCCACGAGCCCACCUACUUCACUGUGGACUGCGCCGAGGCUGGCCAGGGGGAUGUCAGCAUCGGUAUCAAGUGUGCCCCUGGAGUGGUAGGUCCCGCUGAAGCUGACAUCGACUUCGACAUCAUCCGCAACGACAAUGACACCUUCACGGUCAAGUACACGCCCCGGGGGGCUGGCAGCUACACCAUUAUGGUCCUCUUUGCUGACCAGGCCACGCCCACCAGCCCCAUCCGAGUCAAGGUGGAGCCCUCUCAUGACGCCAGUAAGGUGAAGGCUGAGGGCCCUGGCCUCAGUCGCACUGGUGUCGAGCUUGGCAAGCCCACCCACUUCACAGUCAACGCGAAAGCCGCUGGCAAAGGCAAGCUGGAUGUCCAGUUCUCAGGACUCACCAAGGGGGAUGCAGUGCGAGACGUGGACAUCAUCGACCACCAUGACAACACCUACACAGUCAAGUACACGCCUGUGCAGCAGGGUCCAGUCGGCGUCAAUGUCACCUACGGAGGGGAUCCCAUCCCGAAGAGCCCGUUCUCGGUGGCGGUAUCUCCAAGCCUGGACCUCAGCAAGAUCAAGGUGUCUGGCCUGGGAGAGAGUAAGUAGUUGGGGCCCUUGUCGCAAAGGCC